CCGCCUCCCGCCCGUUUGCUGCUGCCGCAGCUUUGUUGAAGACACGGACGCCACUAAGUUGUAAAAGCCAGUCAGACCCCAUCACAUUUGGCUUCCCUCCGCCCAAACGUGCUGCUUAACCUAAUCUUGAACAAUUACCGCUUUACCCAGCAAUCGUUCUUGGAUACCAAGAGAAUUCUUCACAAGCUGCAUUUCCAAGAAUAAUAAGUUCCACUCGACUUGACGAGCUCAAGCUUUAUUGUAGCCUUUCGACUUGACGAUAUCCGAUUCCUCCGCCUUUAACCAACAGAAACCACACAGCCUCGCCCAACAUGGAGAAGAUACAACUCCUCCUUCGAGCCAUCCAGCUCCUCUUUAUCAUCAUCCUCACCGGCCUGAUCGGCAACGUCAUCGCGAGCAACAUAAAUGCGGCAGGAACGGCCACAGCCGCGAUCAACUUCUCCAUGUUCGUCAUCGUCCUCUCCUGGCUGGUCGCCCUGCUGGGCCUGGCGACGAGCAUGGUAGAGCGGAUCCGCCUGCCGGUGCUGGUGUUACUCGGCGCCGACGCGCUCGCCACGCUCUUCACCUUCAUCGAUGCCAUCGUGCUGUCCGCCAAGCUGCGGGCUGUCAGCUGCGCCAACACUGAGGGCCACCCGGGCGAUUGGAUCGCCUACGGCAGCGCCAACGACGAGAAGCGGUGCCGCGAGGUGCAGGCGAGCACCGUGUUUAUGUGGUUCCUGUUCGCCACGUUUACGGCCGCGCUCGUGCUGAGCCUCCUUGGAUUCCGUCGCGGCGGCGGAAGUAUCAGGUCGUCGGGCCCGACUAUGUCUCAGGUUAGGGUAUGAGGCUGGUUGGCUCGGAGAUGAGUAUAUGGUUGAUCAUGGGUAUGGGUGAGUGUUUGGCUAUCAGGUAUGGAUACGAAGAUCAAAGAUAAUGGGGACACAAGUUGCCCCUAGGAUGUGUAUGAUGGGCUAUGACAUGAAGUUAUGGAUUUCUUAUGAUGGCACCGACGACAAUCAAACAAGUCGUUUAACGGGAUAUAUGGCUAGGACGAAUGGUUUGGCCGGGCAUGAUACGGAUCCAUGGAUAGGAUCCACGGACGGGGCUUCUGUAGGAUUACCAUACCCCUAUUGUAUUUUGCCAACCCCAUGUUUCCUCCUUGCCUAAGCCUCUUCGUGCCGACACAGACAAUAACCAUCCAAUGGGCUGUAUAUUUGUUGUGAGAAAUCAGAAUGCUCAAUGUACCGAACCCAGAUCCGGAACGCCGCGACCGCGAUGAUGAGUGCCGCCCUUAUGGACACAACC
This is a messenger RNA of Parathielavia appendiculata, 1284 nucleotides long. RefSeq lists its product as uncharacterized. Gene Ontology annotation, cellular component: eisosome; plasma membrane. The transcript is spliced from 2 exons. The record is from RefSeq and is a predicted model, not a curated record. NCBI's taxonomy places the organism in Eukaryota, Fungi, Ascomycota, Sordariomycetes, Sordariales, Chaetomiaceae. Gene Ontology annotation, biological process: protein localization to plasma membrane; eisosome assembly. The coding region runs from base 312 to 824 and encodes 170 amino acids.